AUGGCACAUGCAAUGCUGGUACCUCCAGGAGCUGACAGCUUCUACUAUUUCACCAAAGAAUCUCUUGCAGCUAUUGAAAAACGUAUUGCUGAUGAAGCAUCUCAUUGUGAGAAAAGUGAGCAUAAAGAUGAUUGUGAUCACGAAGAAAAUCGCCCAAAGCCAAAUAAUGACUUGGAGGCAGGAAAGACACUGCCUUUUAUUUAUGGUGAUAUCCCUCCAGGAAUGGUGUCAGAGCCCCUGGAGGACCUGGAUCCAUAUUAUAUCAAUAAAAAAACAUUUAUAGUAUUGAAUAAAGGGAAGACUAUCUUCAGGUUCAGUGCCACACCUGCCUUGUACCUUUUAUCUCCUUUCAAUAUUAUUAGAAGAAUAGCUAUUAAGAUUUUGGUUCACUCAUUGUUCAGCAUACUCAUUAUGCUCACUAUUUUGACCAACUGUGUAUUUAUGACAUGGAGUAACCUUCCAGACUGGAUAAAGAAUGUAGAGUAUACUUUUACUGGAAUUUAUACUUUUGAAUUUCUGGUAAAAGUCCUUGCAAGAGGUUUCUGUAUAAAUGAUUUUACUUGCCUUCGUGACCCUUGGAACUGGCUAGAUUUUGUUGUAAUCUCCUUUGCGUAUAUAACAGAAUUUGUAAACCUAGGCAAUGUUUCAGCUCUUCGAACUUUCAGAGUAUUGAGAGCUUUGAAAACUAUUUCUGUAAUUCCAGGUUUGAAGACCAUUGUUGGAGCCCUAAUUCAAUCUGUGAAGAAGCUCUCAGAUGUAAUGAUUUUGACUGUGUUUUGUCUGAGUGUAUUUGCACUAAUAGGGCUGCAGCUCUUCAUGGGCAAUUUGAAGAAUAAAUGCUUGUUCUGGCCAUCAGAAAAUUCAACAGCUUUUGAAAAAUACCUAGCUUCGUACUUUAAUGGUACAGUGUUUGAUUGGACAGCAUACACUGAGAAUGAAAGUAAGAAAUACUGCUGUAAUUACUAUCGCCUAGAAGGAGACAAGGAUUAUCUACUUUGUGGCAAUAGCACAGAUGCAGGUAAAUGUCCAGAAGAGUUUAUCUGUCUGAAAGCUGGUAGAAACCCUGAUUAUGGAUAUACUAGCUUUGACACGUUCAGUUGGGCUUUUUUGUCACUCUUUCGACUGAUGACACAAGACUCUUGGGAAAAUCUUUAUCGGAUGACACUGCGAGCUGUUGGCAAAACAUACAUGAUUUUUUUUGUUCUGGUAAUUUUUUUGGGUUCCUUCUAUUUGAUUAAUUUGAUUUUGGCUGUGGUCGCCAUGGCAUAUGAAGAACAAAAUCAAGCAAAUUUAGUUGAAGCAGAACAGAAGGAGGCAGACUUGCAGCAGAUGCUUGAACAGCUGAGGAAGCAGCAAGAAGAAGCUCAGGCAAUAGCAUCAGCUGCAGCGGAGAUGACUGAGUACAGCGGUGAAAGUGGGAUUAUUGGACCCUCAGAUAGUUCAUCAGAAGCUUCCAAACUUAGCUCAAAAAGUGCCAAAGAAAGGAGAAAUAGAAGGAAGAAAAGAAGACAGAGGGAGCUCUCUGGCGAAGAGGAUGACAUGAAGGAUGAAAAGCUUCCAAAAUCUGAAUCAGAUGGCAGUAUCAGAAGAAAAAGUUUCCGGUUUUCUUUUGAUGGUAACAGGCUUGCUUAUGGGAAGCCUUUCACAUCACCCCACCAGUCUUUAUUGAGUGUUCGUGGCUCCCUGUUUUCUCCCAGACGUAGCAGCAGAACAAGUCUUUUCAGUUUUAGAGAACAUGGAAGAGAGAUAGGGUCUGAAAAUGACUUUGCUGAUGAUGAGCACAGCACGUUUGAGGAUAACGGGAGCAGAAGAGGUUCUCUUUUUUUGCCACGCAGACACGGUGAACGGCGCAGUAGUAACAUCAGUCAGGCCAGCAGAUCAUCAAGAAGGCUGACAGUGUUUCCAGUGAAUGGGAAGAUGCACAGCACUGUGGAUUGCAACGGAGUGGUUUCCUUAGUGGAUGGACCACCAGGUCUAUUGUCACCUACUGGGCAGCUCCUACCAGAGGUGAUAAUAGAUAAAGCAACAACUGAUGACAAUAGCACUACUACAGACAUAGAAACAAAAAGGAGGCGUGCAAGUUCAUAUCAAAUACCAAUGGAGUUGCUGGAGGAUCCCAAUUUAAAGCAACGAGCCAUGAGUAUAGCUGGCAUUAUCACAAAUACAAUGGAAGAACUCGAAGAAUCGAGGCAGAGAUGUCCACCUUGCUGGAAUAAGUUUGCUCGCACUUUCUUAAUUUGGAACUGCUGGAAACCCUGGUUAAAAGUAAAGAAUGUAGUUGAAUUUAUUGUAAUGGAUCCACUUGUUGAUCUGGCUAUCACUGUCUGCAUAAUUUUAAAUACACUGUUUAUGGCCAUGGAACAUUAUCCAAUGACUAACGAGUUCAAUAAUGUACUCAAAAUAGGAAAUCAGGUUUUUACUGGGAUUUUUGCAGCUGAAAUGGUUCUCAAGAUAAUUGCCAUGCAUCCUUUCUAUUAUUUCCAAGUUGGCUGGAAUAUUUUUGAUAGUUUUAUAGUUACCCUUAGUUUGGUGGAGCUUUUUCUGUCAAAUGUGGAUGGAUUAUCCGUUCUCCGAUCAUUCAGAUUGUUACGAGUUUUCAAAUUGGCAAAAUCUUGGCCAACACUAAAUAUGCUGAUAAAAAUUAUUGGUAACUCAGUGGGGGCUUUGGGCAAUCUGACCCUGGUUCUGGCCAUCAUUGUGUUCAUUUUUGCUGUGGUUGGGAUGCAGCUGUUUGGAAAAAGCUACAAGGAAUGUGUCUGCAAGAUCUCCAGUGACUGUGUGCUGCCACGCUGGCACAUGCAAGAUUUUUUCCACUCUUUCCUGAUUGUAUUCCGAGUGCUGUGUGGAGAAUGGAUAGAAACGAUGUGGGACUGCAUGCAGGUUGCUGGCCAGGCCAUGUGUCUUACAGUCUUCAUGAUGUUCAUGGUGGUUGGAAACUUAGUGGUAUUGAACCUUUUUCUAGCCCUGUUGCUGAGUUCAUUUAGUUCAGACAGCCUUUCUCCUACAGAUGAUGAUAAUGAAAUGAACAACUUACAGAUGGCUGUUGCAAGAAUUCAUAAGGGAAUAGAUUAUGUGAAGAAAAAAGCGGGUGAAUGUGUCCAAAAGGCUUGUGGGGAGAGAAAAGCUGUUGUGAAUCAAAGAACAGCAGACCAGUUGAAUGAUGAGAGAGAUCAUUGCAUUUCUAACUGUACCAUCGCUGAAGUAAGGAUAGAUGCAAAUUAUCACAAAAAUGAGAAUGGAAUGGCCACUGUUAUAGGUGGCAGUGAUUACAAAUCAUUCAUAAACAACCCAGGCCUUACUGUCACAGUACCAAUAGCUGUUGGAGAAUCUGAUUUUGAGCAUCUAAAUACAGAAGAGUUUAGCAGUGACUCAGAUUUGGAGGAAAGCAAAGAGAAGCUGAACUUUUCCAGCUCAUCUGAAGGAAGCACAGUUAAUUUAGCUCUCUUUGGAGAAGAAAAAGCUGAAACUGAACCAGAAAAAGUAUCAGAGCUACAGGCAUGCUUUACAGAAGGCUGUGUACGGAGGUUUAAAUGCUGCAGAGGCAAUAUGGAAAGCACAAAAGGAAGAAUUUGGUGGAACCUUCGAAAAACCUGCUACAACAUAGUAGAACACAACUGGUUUGAAACAUUCAUUGUAUUCAUGAUUCUUCUCAGCAGUGGUGCUCUGGCCUUUGAAGAUAUAUAUAUUGAACAGCGCAAGACUAUAAAAAUCAUACUGGACUAUGCUGAUAAAAUCUUCACUUACAUCUUUAUUCUGGAAAUGGUGCUAAAGUGGGUGGCCUAUGGUUUUCAAACUUAUUUCACUAAUGCUUGGUGCUGGCUGGACUUCCUGAUUGUUGAUGUUUCCUUGGUUAGUUUAGUAGCUAAUGCGCUUGGUUUCUCAGAAUUUGGUGCAAUUAAAUCCCUCCGAACAUUAAGAGCUUUGAGACCUCUAAGAGCUUUGUCACGCUUUGAAGGCAUGAGGGUGGUUGUGAAUGCUCUUACUGGAGCAAUCCCAUCCAUUAUGAAUGUACUUCUGGUUUGUCUUACAUUCUGGCUAAUUUUCAGCAUCAUGGGGGUGAAUUUGUUUGCUGGCAAGUUCUAUCACUGUGUUAACACCACAACUGGUGAGCAGUUGCCACCAGAUGAAGUCAGUAAUGUAACUAUGUGUGAAAAACUUAGAAUGAUUUCUAAGGAUGUUCGGUGGAAAAAUGUGAAAGUAAACUUCGAUAAUGUUGGAGCUGGUUAUCUUUCUCUUCUUCAAGUAGCAACAUUUAAAGGAUGGAUGGAUAUAAUGUAUGCUGCCGUUGAUUCUAGAGAUAUAGGGGACCAGCCAAAAUAUGAGGAGAACCUGUACAUGUAUAUUUACUUUGUCGCCUUUAUCAUCUUUGGAUCAUUUUUCACCCUGAACUUAUUCAUUGGUGUCAUCAUAGAUAACUUCAACCAACAAAAAAAGAAGCUUGGAGGUGAAGACAUUUUCAUGACAGAAGAACAAAAGAAGUACUACAAUGCAAUGAAGAAGCUGGGAUCCAAGAAGCCACAAAAACCUAUACCUAGACCAGCAAACAAGUUGCAAGGAAUGGUGUUUGAUGUUGUAACAAAGCAAGCAUUUGACAUCACCAUUAUGGUUCUCAUCUGUCUUAACAUGGUCACCAUGAUGGUAGAAACAGAUGAGCAGGGUGAAAUGAUGCAAAAGAUUUUAUACUGGAUUAACUUGGUCUUUGUUGUCCUUUUCACUGGAGAAUGUGUCUUCAAACUGUUCUCACUCCGUUAUUAUUACUUCACCAUUGGCUGGAAUAUUUUUGAUUUUGUGGUUGUUAUUCUUUCAAUAGUAGGUAUGUUUCUAGCUGAGGUGAUUGAAAAGUACUUUGUGUCCCCCACUUUGUUCAGAGUUGUUCGACUUGCCAGAAUCGGUCGAAUCCUGCGUCUCAUUAAAGGCGCUAAGGGAAUCCGCACUCUGCUUUUUGCUUUGAUGAUGUCUCUUCCUGCUUUGUUCAACAUUGGUCUCCUGCUCUUCCUGGUCAUGUUUAUUUAUGCGAUAUUUGGCAUGUCCAACUUUGCCUAUGUUAGGAGGGAAGCUGGCAUAGAUGAUAUGUUUAACUUUGAAACAUUUGGCAACAGCAUGCUCUGCCUGUUUCAAAUUACCACAUCUGCUGGCUGGGAUCUGUUGCUUGCCCCAAUUCUUAACAGUGGGGAGCCAGACUGUGACCCUAACAAACCUCAUCCAGGUAGCUCUGUGAAAGGUGACUGUGGGAACCCUUCUGUUGGGAUUUUCUUCUUUGUCAGCUACAUCAUCAUCUCAUUUCUGGUAGUGGUGAACAUGUACAUUGCUGUGAUUUUGGAGAAUUUUGGUGUCGCUACUGAAGAAAGCGCUGAGCCCUUGAGCGAGGAUGACUUUGAGAUGUUCUAUGAGGUUUGGGAAAAAUAUGAUCCCAGUGCAACGCAAUUCAUUGAGUACAGCAAAUUAUCUGACUUUGCAGCUUCUCUGGAUCCUCCCCUUAAUAUACCAAAACCAAACACAAUUCGACUUAUUGCAAUGGAUCUGCCCAUGGUAAGUGGGGACAGAAUUCACUGCCUUGACAUUUUGUUUGCUUUCACAAAGCGUGUUUUGGGGGAAAGUGGGGAGAUGGACGCCCUCAGAAUACAGAUGGAAGAUCGCUUUAUGGCAUCCAAUCCUUCAAAAGUGUCCUACGAACCAAUUACAACCACACUGAAAAGGAAACAGGAGGAGGUAUCUGCUGUCAUCAUUCAGCGUGCUUAUAGACAUCACCUUUUAAGACAGUCAGUAAAGAAACUUUCAUUUAUGUAUCAGAAAGAUGGGGUUGAUCUCCUUAUCAAAAAAGAUACAACUAUAGGUAAGCUAAGUGAAAGCUCGCCUCCAGAGAAAAUGGAUACGUCCACAUCCACCACAUCUCCACCUUCUUAUGAUAGUGUAACAAAACCAGAGAAAGAAAAAUAUGAAGAUGACAAAUCAGAAAAAGAAGAUAAGGGGAAAGACAGAAAAGGAAAUAAAAAGUAA
This is a messenger RNA of Calypte anna (Anna's hummingbird), 5997 nucleotides long. RefSeq names its product sodium channel protein type 2 subunit alpha-like. Gene Ontology annotation, molecular function: protein binding; voltage-gated sodium channel activity. The coding region runs from base 1 to 5997 and encodes 1998 amino acids. Gene Ontology annotation, cellular component: plasma membrane; axon; voltage-gated sodium channel complex. The transcript is spliced from 26 exons. Gene Ontology annotation, biological process: neuronal action potential; membrane depolarization during action potential; sodium ion transmembrane transport. NCBI's taxonomy places the organism in Eukaryota, Metazoa, Chordata, Aves, Apodiformes, Trochilidae. The record is from RefSeq and is a predicted model, not a curated record.